This is a messenger RNA of Silurus meridionalis, 2750 nucleotides long. It is a transcript of the gene nim1ka, whose product is annotated as NIM1 serine/threonine protein kinase a. The coding region runs from base 846 to 2156 and encodes 436 amino acids. The transcript is spliced from 6 exons. Gene Ontology annotation, biological process: protein phosphorylation; intracellular signal transduction; microtubule cytoskeleton organization. Gene Ontology annotation, cellular component: cytoplasm. Lineage: Eukaryota; Metazoa; Chordata; Actinopteri; Siluriformes; Siluridae. The record is from RefSeq and is a predicted model, not a curated record. Gene Ontology annotation, molecular function: ATP binding; protein serine/threonine kinase activity; tau-protein kinase activity.
AUCAUACAGGUGUUUGAGUCACAGCUCUGAUCUGUGUGUCGCUAAAACGUGUUUAUCAUCAGUGUAUUAUCAUCAUGUAGACACACACACACACACACACACACACACACACACUGUGUGUUAGAUCGAACCCAGCGUUGUGAAUUUGUCAGUGUGUGAAUUUUCCACGUCCACGAAAACCACAAACUUCAGCAGGAACAUCACGUGUUCUCUUCUUCAUGUCGGGUGAAGGAGGAGCAAUGAGAUGGUCUUCUCGAGAGAUUAUUGUGGAGCGCGUGGUGCGACGUUUCUUCAGUUCCUUGCUGCAGUUCGUUUGGGUGAAGCUCCGCCCCCUGGCAUGCUGAUGAAGCUGGUGUAGGUGUGAGGGUCAGGAGCUUUGAUGACUUUGUGUGAGAAGAAGAACAGGAAGUGCAGCGGAGAUUAAAGCUGCUUUGAAGAAGAAGUGAUGGAGUUCAUUUAUUUUAUUUGUGAGAAGAUUAGUGGACGGCUCCUGUAGACCUGAGAGGAACACACACAGAGGAGAGGACAGAUGGAUGGAUGGACAGACGAGUGAAUGGACAGACGAGUGAAUGGACAGAUGAGUGAAUGGACAGAUGAGUGGAUGCUGAAAGACAGAAGCUCGUUUGUGUCACUAAAAAUGGCCGCAUGUCUCUUAUAAACACACAAAAGACAACAAAUGGGACCUGUGAAUUAAUUCAGACUGAGACUGCCAGUGCACCUGCACACACACACACACACACACACACACACACACACACACACACACACACACACACACACACACACACACGGGUGUGCUCUCGAAUGAAGAAGAAUGACAUGUGAUGUGAAGCCGUGAUGCCACGAUGACGGCUGUGUACCCGAGCGAUGUGGGCGUGUCUCCAGCCCUGUGUCUCCAGCGUUCCUCUGGCUGUACCAAGCAGGACACGUGCUCUGACGUGUUCACGGACGAUGACGUUUCACUGGAGCGCAGACUCACGCCGCUCGAGCAGCUCAACCUGGACAUGUGUCAGGACGACAGGGUGGUGCGCGAGAUCACCAUCGGCCGCCGAAUCGGCUUCUACAAGAUCCGGGGAGAGAUCGGCUGUGGGAACUUCUCUCAUGUCAAACUUGGGGUCCAUGCACUCACCAAAGACAAGGUGGCCAUUAAGAUCCUGGACAAGACUAAGCUGGACCAGAAGACACAGAGGCUGUUGUCUCGUGAGAUCUCCAGCAUGGAGAAGCUCCAACAUCCCAACAUCAUCCGUCUGUACGAGGUGGUGGAGACGCUGACGCGCCUGCACCUGGUGAUGGAGUACGCUGAAGGCGGCGAGCUGUACACCAAAAUCACAAUGGAGGGAAAACUGUCCGACAUCGACAGCAAAGUCGUCUUCUCGCAGAUCAUCUCCGCCAUCAAACACAUGCAUGACAACAACAUCAUCCAUCGCGACCUGAAAGCCGAGAACGUUUUCUUUUCCCGGAGCACGUGUGUGAAGGUGGGUGAUUUCGGGUUCAGCACGGUGAGUCGGCGAGACGAGACCCUCAGCACACUGUGCGGUUCCCCGCCAUACGCGGCGCCGGAGCUGUUCCGUGACGAGCGCUACGUGGGCGUGUACGUGGACAUCUGGGCUCUGGGCGUGAUGCUGUUCUUCAUGGUGUCGGGCGCCAUGCCGUUCCGUGCAGACACCGUGGCUAAGCUGAAGCGCUGCAUCCUGGACGGAGCGUUCUCUGUGCCGGCGUGGGUUCCCGAGGCCUGUCGGUGUCUAAUCCACGCCAUCCUGCAGCCGCAGCCGUCCGAGCGCUGCAGCCUGGAGCACAUGAUGAGCAGCGAGUGGCUGGAAAACGUCGAGUUCCCCAAAGCCACGGAGCCGUUUAAGUUGGACCCGCUGUACCUGGCGGAAAAAGACGAUCUGGAGGAGGAUGAGCUGGAGGUGAGGAACAGCCUGCAGGCCCUCGGCAUCACUGUCGAGCACAUCCGCAACAACCAGGGCAGAGACUGUAGGAGCUUCGUCACUGGCGUCUACCGCAUCCUGCUGCACCGAGCGCACCGACGCCGCGCCUUCGAGAGCAUGCCGCUCGUCACGCACAACGCCAAUGAAGCUACCCAGGUUAAGAAGGAGCGACUAAAGGCCUACAAGAGCCUCAGACACACGUCCAAACUCUGCAGCAUUUUGUGACGUCCUGAAAUAAACAAACUCGUCUUUUUUACAGGCAGAAGAUUCACUUCAGGGCGACCAGACGCUUUAUUUCAUAUUUAUAAAACGAUUCUUUUGCCACCCACAAACCACAUUAACGAGUUUGAUUAGCUACUGCUGAAGUGUUUAUGCUAACAUUAGCACUAGCACUUAUAAAACUAGUUACUGCAGCACCACAUUUACACGCUGAUUAGCAUCAUGUUGCUGCAGUCAUAUCUUUCUAAACCAGAUUUUUUCCUACAGUGAUCUGAGUGGAGCUGAAGUAAAGUUCUAAUCUCACAGAAUCAGUGUGUUGAAUACCGUACACACUGAUUUAUUCAACACAGCACUGCUGUUACAUUUUAGCCUUUACGUUGUCACACUGUGAGUAAAAUCUGUAGCAGUGGUUGUUAAAAGUGAGCUAACGUUAUCAUACCAGCUAUAUUAGAGAAGAACACACUUGUGUGAGAGUUUUUAUCUUUCCAACUGUAUUUCUAUAAAUAAACUCAAAACUGGAGGGGGGUCUGGUAAAUAUUUUAGAUGAAAUAAAGCUACAUGAUGUUCAUUCUGAAGGUAAUAAAGUUUCUCUGCAUUUCA